Molecule: messenger RNA, 4300 nt
Organism: Bubalus bubalis (water buffalo)
Lineage: Eukaryota; Metazoa; Chordata; Mammalia; Artiodactyla; Bovidae
Gene: HIP1R
Product: huntingtin interacting protein 1 related
Exons: 32
Coding region: 90-3359 (1089 amino acids)
Biological process (GO): clathrin coat assembly; endocytosis; actin filament organization
Cellular component (GO): actin cortical patch; clathrin-coated vesicle
Molecular function (GO): phosphatidylinositol-3,5-bisphosphate binding; clathrin-cargo adaptor activity; actin filament binding
Source: RefSeq, a predicted model, not a curated record
UGGGCGGCCUCGCGGUGCCUAGGCUUGGGCGGCCCGCCUGGGUCGCUCAGUCGCGCGGAGCCCGGCCAGGGAGCGCAGGCGGCGGCAGGAUGAACAGCAUCAAGAACGUGCCGGCGCGGGUGCUGAACCGCAGGCCUGGCCACAGCCUGGAGGCCGAGCGCGAGCAGUUCGACAAGACCCAGGCCAUCAGCAUCAGCAAAGCCAUCAACACCCAGGAGGCCCCCGUGAAGGAGAAGCAUGCCCGGCGCAUCAUCCUGGGCACUCACCACGAGAAGGGGGCCUUCACCUUCUGGUCCUACGCCAUUGGGCUCCCGCUGCCCAGCAGUGCCAUCCUCAGCUGGAAGUUCUGCCACGUGCUCCACAAGGUCCUCCGGGAUGGGCACCCCAAUGCAGGUGCUACACGACUGCCAGCGGUACCGGAGCAACAUUCGGGAGGUCGGAGACCUGUGGCCUUGGCUUCCUUGCUGGGCCCAAGGGGUUCCCGGGCACGUCCUCACCCCGGGCUUUCUCCGCAGGGUCACUUGCACGACCGAUACGGGCAGCUGGUGAAUAUUUACACCAAACUCUUGCUGACCAAGAUCUCCUUUCACCUCAAGCACCCGCAGUUUCCUGCGGGCCUGGAGGUGACAGACGAGGUGCUGGAGAAGGCGGCUGGGACCGAUGUCAACAACAUCUUCCAGCUCACCGUGGAGAUGUUCGAUUACAUGGACUGCGAGCUGAAGCUCUCUGAAUCAGUUUUCCGGCAGCUCAACACGGCCAUCGCUGUGUCCCAGAUGUCCUCAGGCCAGUGCCGCCUGGCCCCCCUCAUCCAGGUCAUCCAGGACUGCAGCCACCUCUACCACUACACGGUCAAGCUUAUGUUCAAGCUGCACUCCUGUCUCCCAGCGGACACCCUGCAAGGUCACAGGGACCGGUUCCACGAACAGUUUCACAGCCUCAGGAACUUCUUCCGCAGAGCCUCGGACAUGCUCUACUUCAAGCGGCUCAUCCAGAUCCCCCGGCUGCCCGAGGGACCCCCCAACUUCCUGCGGGCCUCGGCGCUGGCCGAGCACAUCAAGCCGGUGGUGGUGAUCCCCGAGGAGGCCCCCGAGGACGAGGAACCCGAGAACCUCAUUGAGAUCAGCACGGGGCCCCCCGCGGGGGAACCAGCGGUGGUGGCGGACCUCUUCGAGCAGACCUUUGGACCCCCCAAUGGCUCUGUGAAGGACGACAGGGACCUCCAGAUCGAGGCCUUGAAGCGGGAGGUGGAGAUGCUCCGCAGCGAGCUGGACAAGAUCAAGCUAGAGGCCCAGCGGUUCAUCUCGCAGCUGAAGGGCCAGGUGAACGCGCUGGAGGCAGAGCUGGAGGAGCAGCGGAAGCAGAAGCAGAAGGCCCUGGUGGACAACGAGCAGCUCCGCCAUGAGCUGGCCCAGCUGCGCGCCGCCCAAGUGGAGGGCGAGCGGAACCAGGGGCUGCGCGAGGAGGCCGAGAAGAAGGCCAGCGCUACAGAGGCACGCUACAACAAGCUGAAGGAAAAGCACAGCGAGCUUGUCAACACGCACGCCGAGCUGCUCAGGAAGAACGCGGACACGGCCAAGCAGCUGACCGUGACGCAGCAGAGCCAGGAGGAGGUGGCGCGGGUGAAGGAGCAGCUGGCCUUCCAGGUGGAGCAGGUGAAGCGGGAGUCAGAGAUGAAGCUGGAGGAGCAGAGUGACCAGCUGGAGAAGCUCAAGAGGGAGCUGGAGGCCAAGGCGGGAGAGCUGGUGCGCGUGCAGGAGGUGCUGAGCCGCACGGAGCAGAGUGGGUCGGAACUGAGCUCCAGGCUGGAUGCGCUGAGUGUGGACAGGGACGAGCUGAGCAGGGUCGUGCAGCAGCGCGAGGCUGACCUGCUGGCAGCCCAGAGCCUGGCUCGGGAGAAGGAGGAGGCGCUGAACCAGGAGCGGCAGCGCGUCUCCCGGGAGAGGGACGAGCUGCAGGGGCGGCUGGCGGACAAGGAGUCUCAGGAGCAGGGGCUGCAGCAGAGGCUGCUGGACGAGCAGUUCGCGAUGCUCCGGGCUACUGCCGCGGAGGCUGAACGCAUCCUGCAGGAUGCGGUGGGCAAGCUGGACGACCCCCUGCACCUGCGCUGCACCAGCUCCCCAGACUACCUAGUGAGCAGGGCCCAGGCCGCCCUGGACGCGGUGAGCGCCCUGGAGAAGGGCCACGCCCAGUACCUGACCUCCAGAGCAGACGCCUCCGGCCUCGUGGCGGCCCUGACCCGGUUCUCGCACCUGACUGCGGACACCAUCGUCCAUGGCAGCGCCACCUCCCACCUGGCCCCCACCGACCCUGCUGACCGCCUGAUCGACACUUGCAGGGAGUGUGGGGCCCGGGCGCUGGAGCUCAUGGGGCAGCUGCAGGAACAGCAGGCCCUGCUGCAGGCCCGGCCUGGCCUGGUGCGGACCCCCCUGCAGGGCAUCCUCCAGCUGGGCCAGGAGCUGAAGCCCAAGAGCCUGGACGUGCGUCAGGAGGAGCUCGGGGCUAUGGUGGACAAGGAGAUGGCAGCCACAUCUGCGGCCAUCGAAGAUGCCGUGCGGAGGAUUGAGGACAUGAUGAACCAGGCCCGCCAUGCCAGCUCUGGGGUGAAGCUGGAAGUGAACGAGAGGAUCCUCAACUCCUGCACGGAUUUGAUGAAGGCCAUCCGGCUCCUGGUGACAACAUCCACCAGCCUGCAAAAGGAGAUCGUGGAGAGUGGCAGGGGGGCAGCCACGCAGCAGGAAUUUUAUGCCAAGAACUCGAGGUGGACGGAAGGCCUGAUCUCUGCCUCCAAGGCGGUGGGCUGGGGAGCCACCCAACUGGUGGAGUCGGCAGACAAGGUGGUGCUGCACAUGGGCAAGUACGAGGAGCUCAUCGUCUGCUCGCAUGAGAUCGCGGCCAGCACGGCCCAGCUGGUGGCGGCCUCCAAGGUGAAGGCCGACAAGCACAGCCCCCACCUGAGUCGCCUGCAGGAGUGCUCGCGCACUGUCAACGAGAUGGCCGCCAACGUGGUGGCCUCCACCAAGUCGGGCCAGGAGCAGGUCGAAGACAGAGACACCAUGGACUUCUCCGGCCUCUCCCUCAUCAAGCUGAAGAAGCAGGAGAUGGAGACCCAGGUGCGGGCCCUGGAGCUGGAGAAGACGCUGGAGGUGGAACGUGUGCGCCUCGGGGAGCUGCGGAGGCAGCACUACCUGCUGGCCGGGGCCGUGGGGGCACCUGGCGAGGAGGAGCCCAGCCAGCCCAGCGCUGCCCCCCGCAGCGGGACCAAGAAGCCGCCCCUGGCCCAGAAACCCACUGUGGCCCCAAGGCAGGACCACCAGCUCGAGAAGAAGGAUGGCAGCUACGCAGCUCAAGUCGUGAACUAAGCCCCCUGCAAGGGGUCCGGCAGGGAGGCUGACGGGAGACCUGGGCCUCAUGGCUGAGGCGCCUCCGAGAGGCCCGGCCGCCCCCCAGGGGCCCAAGCCCCUGGCCCCCAGCCCUCACUGAGGGCUGACCACACGCCCAGGACUGACUGAGGCUGUCCUCCUGGACAAGAGCCUGUUUAUCUGCAACAGGGACCGCUGAGAGCAGCUAGGCCCUGGCGGCCUGAGCCACAGCUCUUCGGGAAAUACACAGAGCGUUUUGAGUAUUUUGAGCUAGACCUUUUGUGAGUUUGUGUUCCGCACACCGGAAGGCAGGGCCACUCCCUGCCCUCUGGACCUGCGGUCUGAGGUUAGCGAUGAAGGGCACAGUCUGUGCUGGCUGCUGGGGACGGGUGAGAGGUCACUUGUUUGUAGCCCUCUUGGGGCGUGGGCUCCAGGGAGACAUGACUGGUGUGGCCCCAGGCAAAGCAGGAUGGGGUCUCGCCCCUUUCUCCCUGGGCCUCGCCCUAGGGCGUCACUGACGCCUAGGGUGCGCCGAGCACAGGGAGGUGACCUUGACCUGGGAGAGGCGGGCCCCGCGCCCACCGGGCACAGGUGCUGCCACCCCCCCGGAGUCUGCGGUGACCCUCCUCCUUCCUGUUCUUCACUCCCCGGAUCUGCCAGCCCUGCCCGGGAGCCCUCACCCCUUGCCCACCGCCUUCCUCCCUCUGCCGCCCCCACCCCUGGGAGGCUUCCAACCACACAAGGCCCAGAAGCCAGGAGCUGCCUGCCCACUCUGCAGAUCAAAAGUACCUCCUGCUCCCCGGGAAGGGGCGCGUUUGGAUGAGCGUGCUCCCCUGCCGCCCCCCUCCUCCGGGGAAAGGGGGAGACCCCGGGUCUUUGCGUGUAGUUAUUUCCUUGUGUUGAAGGGUCCUACUGGCAAUAAAACGCACUGACUGUUGUCA